UCCACUCAGGGAUCAGGUGAUCCACCACCAACGACACGGAGGCUCACUGGAGAAAAUGCAAAAUGAUUUAUAGCAAAUGUCGGGGGAUAAUUCAUUUGUAUUUUCAGCUCCAAUUUGGACAUAAAUCGCUAGAGGUCCAAUGUAACGAUGACGCGUUAGGACUGGUAGCUUAGCGGUGUUUUUAUUUUAUUAUUAUUUUUUUAAUUUAUGAAAUAUCACAUUGACGGAUUGGUUUCAUCAUGGGGCUGUGCUACAGUUUGCGUCCCCGGCUCUUCGGGGAUCUGAGCGGGUCUAUCUCAAACGCUACCUCGGACUCGGACCAGCCUCCGGACGCCGUCGUGCCAACCCGCUACGGGGGAGCUCGCCAAGAGGACACUGGGGACAGCGGCGGCCCGGUCCACCCCGGGGACCUGUCCAGGCUCCCGGCUGGGGAGAACCGCCGUGGAGACACCAGCACAGACGGCGUGCUUAUACAAAACGGAGGCGGCGGCGGAGGAGGAGGCAGAGAAGCAGGUAGCGGUAAGGGCACAGGGAAGGACCGCGGCCGACGCUUACAGCUGCUACAAAAGACAAGCGCCCAUAAGCAGAAAAACUGGGACAAACUGCUGGUUGAGGAAAAGGAGGCCGAAAAGGAGGCGAAGAAAGUCAGUAAGAACAUUGACAGGGCGCUGAAGGAGCUGAAACGGGAGUAUAAACAGACGCAUCGACUGCUGCUGCUCGGUGCGGGAGAGUCCGGAAAAAGCACCAUUGUGAAACAGAUGAGGAUUUUACACGUCAACGGCUUCAACGCGGAAGAAAAGAAACAGAAAAUCCAAGAUAUUCGGAAAAACGUGAAGGAUGCCAUAGUGACUAUAGUGUCUGCGAUGAGCACUUUAAUACCCCCAGUCCCGCUAGCCAAUCCAGAGGACCAAUUCAGAAUCGAAUACAUCAAAGGCAUUGCACCUCUUUCUGACUUUGACUAUUCACAGGAGUUCUUCGAUCAUGCGAAGAAGUUGUGGGACGAUGAAGGAGUGAAGGCCUGCUUUGAGAGGUCCAAUGAGUACCAGCUCAUUGACUGUGCACAAUAUUUCUUGGACAGAAUUGACUCUGUAAGACAGAAUGACUACACACCUACAGACCAGGACCUUCUACGCUGCCGAGUGCUAACUUCAGGGAUUUUUGAGACGAGGUUCCAAGUAGAUAAAGUGAACUUUCACAUGUUUGAUGUUGGUGGCCAGAGAGAUGAAAGAAGAAAAUGGAUCCAGUGCUUUAAUGAUGUCACUGCUAUCAUCUUUGUAGUGGCCAGCAGCAGCUAUAACAUGGUCAUAAGGGAAGACAAUAACACUAACAGGCUACGGGAAGCCUUGGACCUCUUCCGCAGUAUUUGGAACAACAGAUGGUUACGUACUAUAUCGGUCAUAUUAUUCCUGAAUAAGCAGGACAUGCUGGCUGAGAAAGUAUUAGCUGGAAAAUCCAAAAUUGAGGACUACUUCCCUGAAUAUGCUCGCUACACCAUACCAAAUGAAGCAACUCCUGAGCCCGGUGAAGACCCAAGAGUGACAAGAGCUAAAUUCUUCAUCCGAGACGAGUUUCUUCGGAUCAGCACUGCAAGUGGUGACGGCAGACAUUACUGCUACCCGCACUUCACCUGCGCCGUGGACACAGAGAACAUCCGACGGGUGUUCAACGACUGCCGGGACAUCAUCCAGAGAAUGCACCUGCGACAGUAUGAACUCUUGUGAUGGGCCCCAGUUAGCCACUUUUUUUCCCCCCCUUUCUACCAUUCUGCAUCCGUGACAAACCCCGCCUCUCCCCAACCCUUCCCUCUUGAAGGAAACCUCCAUGACUUAUGACCACGUCCCCAGUCAAAGACUAUGAAGUACUACUGAAGUGUGUCAAGUCCUCUUCUUAACCUAGCUUUUUGUACUCCCCUGUGAGAGCAAUUCAUCCCCAUUUCACUGAUUGUAAAAGGGGAACAAAGAUGUGUGCAUUUUUUCCAAUGCCUUGAAAUUUGUUUUUGUCAUUCCACUAAGCCUUGGGCUACCUCUUUAUUAUUAUUAUUUUUUUUUUUUUUACCCUUUUGUGUCUUCUGUUUUCCUCCUCCCCCUGAGUUUGUCAUUGGACCUGCACUGGUAGGUGUGGCCACAUUAAAACACACCUACAGGACCUCAGAACUGAGGCAGUGAUUGUGUGACAGACGAGUGCAUUCACGCCAGCCAAAGCCGGCAUCACCAUCAUGACCUUUACCCCACCCCCCCCUCACCAUAACAGCUUUUCUACUUCCCCUCUGGUCUCGGGGAGAUGAUUUAGCAACGAAGGGACGGACAGCAGAGGACGACAAGAAAACAAAACAGUGGAUGAAGUGAUAACGCACUUUGCAUCAGGUUCCUUAACAAUUUUAUUUAGUGUUUUGUUUUGUUUUUUUCCCCCACCAGAGGAAGUGUACACACAAUGUAGCAUCACAAUAUUUAUUACCCUGUCAUAAUGUUAGCUUGCUGAGCUGCAGGGGACGACCAAGCAGCUGACAGACGUGAGCGGGGGGUAGGAAAGAAAUGGGUCAGCGAGAAGAAUACGAAUGAAGUAAAAGGACUGAGCACCUUGGCUCGCUGCAGCUUUCAGCCCGCUGGAGAGCCGCUUCCUUUUCCAUACGACCAUCCUUUUAACGCAGAGAUUCUGGUGGGCAGGCGGGAGAGAAAAAUGUAUUCUUUUUUGCGCGGCGUGCGCGUGUUAACUUGUACACUGUGCAAGGUUGAAUUAUCCUGUACAGACUGUAAAAUGUAAUAUUAUUUUGUACAACGUAAUUGAAAGAAAAUCUACUUGUAGAUCUUUGUGCCUUGAUUAUGGCUGUACCUGUAAAUGAGCUCAGAUGUAAGUAUGUUUUUGACUGCGCUGUACAGCUUGAUGUCAAACUCUUAUCGGCAGCAGAAGACUGCAGGUAGGGGACUUUCUCUGUAGAGUUUAGUUUUUCUGGUUUAUAAAAAAAAGAGGAAAUGCUGUUUAGUAAAAAAUAUAAAAACAAAAUAGGGGAAAAAAAAUUCUAAAAACCUGUAUACAUUAUGCAAAUUAACCACUUACCUGCAGUGAAGACCAGAUGUUGCAGCGCCAUGCCUUUAAAAACAAAACAAAAAACACAAAAACACACACAUAAAAAAAAAAAUUUUUUUGGUUCUUGCUUCUUGUUUAUUUUUAUUUCUUUUCAUUAUGUUUUAAAUUUCACAGCUUUAAACAAACAUCAAAAACCAGUUGAAAGUGUCCAAAUUGCAACCUGGUGUUGUUUUAAUAGGAACUGGGGUAUUUUGUUUUUCUUUUUGUUUGUUCUUUUUUUUUUUUUUUUUUUUUAAUAUGUGAAGUGCGUCAGAGCUGUACUAAUGUGUGUGCCUGUGCGCAUGUGUACAUAAAACAGACUCACAGACGCAUUAUGUGUGCGCGCGUGUGUGUAUGCGUGCGAGAGUGAGGUUUGCGCGUCGUGUGUAAAAUUUUAUAAAUGUAUGUACAUGUAAAUUUAUAGGUCUAUUAUAAAUAUAUAUGUACAAUUAUACAUGUUUAAUUAUGUGUGUGCCUAGGUGUACAUACCUCUGUAUGUAUACGGUAAAUAUGUAGACAUACACACAUAGGAAAGCAUGUUUAGAGUGGAGAUGAAUAAAUGAGAGCGUGCAAUAUUAGUAAUUCUUUGGUCCUUUGGAGCCAUAUUCUCGAUGAUGGCACAGGCACUAUGAAUGUGUGAGCAGCACCCAACAAAACGAGCUCUUCUCCUUGUACAAACAGCAUCAGCCUUUUCGUCUGCUACAGUACACGUCUUACCCCCCGCCCCGCCCAAAAUUAAAAAAAGAAUUGACUGGAGGUGCAAAAACCUUGUUUCGGGUGGGAAGAUAUUGAGAUGACAUUUUUAUUUUUCUUUAAAUAAAGAGGCACAUUAGAGGA
Messenger RNA from Thalassophryne amazonica, 3900 nucleotides. It is a transcript of the gene gnal2, whose product is annotated as guanine nucleotide binding protein (G protein), alpha activating activity polypeptide, olfactory type 2. Lineage: Eukaryota; Metazoa; Chordata; Actinopteri; Batrachoidiformes; Batrachoididae. The record is from RefSeq and is a predicted model, not a curated record. The transcript has 12 exons. Gene Ontology annotation, biological process: adenylate cyclase-modulating G protein-coupled receptor signaling pathway. The coding region runs from base 240 to 1721 and encodes 493 amino acids. Gene Ontology annotation, cellular component: heterotrimeric G-protein complex. Gene Ontology annotation, molecular function: G protein-coupled receptor binding; GTPase activity; G-protein beta/gamma-subunit complex binding.